CAGUCGCAUUAGCUGUAACAGUUCUAUCACGAAAUGGACCAUAUUUGGACGCUUUUUACUCUAAUGUCAACUUUUGGUGUCCUCAACGAAGCAGCAAAAGAUACCUUAAGUCUUGUAUUUGCCGGAGAUAUCAAUUUCUCGGACCCGGUUCGCUUUGAUGUCAAACGUCACCUUUACAGUUACAACGAUACCUUAAAACGGGUGGCACAGUACAUCCGAGAGGCCGACAUCGCCUUUGGAAACCUAGAGUCGCCCUUCGUUCCCAAGCAAGCGCUGUCUGGUAGAGUGCUGGUUGGGAAACGAAUAUUUCUGGAGGCUGAAAAGAAAAGCGCCCCAGCAUUGAGUUUCGCAGGGUUUGAUGUGAUGACAUUAGCAAACAAUCACUUGAACGACUUUGGUGAGCUUCCAGUGGAUUAUACAGUUAAUGCAUUGAAAGAGAUUGGAAUAAAAACUGUUGGUGUUACAUAUGGACCUUACAAUUCCCGUCAGGUUCCUCUGAUUAUGGAGAAGAAAUCAAUAAGGAUUGGGAUUCUUGCUUACUGUAUAACUCAAAGUAGCCCAAGAUAUAAAAACUGUAGUGAGGUCCGGAAAAUGUUCAAGUCGGGAGCCGCUCUUUACCAGAAAGAGAUCGCUACUAAGGACAUCAACGACUUGAAGGCAAAGAACGUGGACGUGAUCGCUGUUCUGAUGCACUGGGGCAGAGAAUACCGUCCCCGAAUGAACAACUUGCAGAGAGAGGUCGCUCAGCAUCUGACGUCACUCGGCGUCCAGCUGGUCAUUGGUGCCCAUCCUCACAUACAACAACCCUACAGCUACUUUGACAGCCGAUUUGUUGAUUACAGUGUGGGAAACUUACUUUUUGUCCAUGACUAUACUCCAGAUAAGGAGAACAUAACAGUUCCUUUCAAAGCCCUCCAGCAAGGACGCCUCAUUCGAGCUGAAGUUUCCAGAAAUGGGAUAAUACGUGUGCAAUCUCUGCCUUAUGAGAUCAGGAUCAACAAAACCAACCACUGCAUCCAACCGACUCCAGUCACAAAAUUUAAAUGGUCUGAUGUAUGUGGCCAAGCCGAUAAGGCGUGUUUGAGACACUGAAACUCUGUAUUGCUGUCAUAUAACAGACCAGAGAGUCGCUGGACGUACUUUCUGGCCGCACAGUUAUAGCCAGAAUAAGUUCUAAGAGAAAUUACUUUAUAAUAGACCUCUACAGCUUGUAUAACAAGGUAACUUGGUAUUA
Messenger RNA from Pocillopora verrucosa, 1234 nucleotides. Its product is annotated as capsule biosynthesis protein CapA-like. The record is from RefSeq and is a predicted model, not a curated record. Lineage: Eukaryota; Metazoa; Cnidaria; Anthozoa; Scleractinia; Pocilloporidae.